AUGCAAGAUAUAUGGCGCCGUAAAUUUGACUGGGAUGACGAACUUAGCCAAGAUCUCAUCGACCGCUGGAUCCGAUGGACGGAAACAUUACCUUCACUUUCUAAACUCGUCCUGGAAAGAUGCAUUUCUCCACGGCGAAACGAUCUUACGACGACUGAACUGCACGUUUUCGGAGAUGCAUCCGAAAUGGGUUUCGGCGCCGUCGCUUUUGUCCGCUUCUUAUUCAGCGAUGGGACGGCUAGCGUAAAGUUCAUCAUCUCAAAGGCUAGAGUCGCUCCCUUGAAAUUCCUAACGAUCCCGCGUUUGGAACUCAACGCCGCCGUCCUCGCCGCACGUCUCAGCGUACAAGUAAGCAUUGAGCACGAUCUUGUCUUUGACCAGACCUUCUACUGGACGGACUCCACGACCGUUCUUAGCUGGAUAAACUCACGCAACUGCCGUUUUAACAACUACGUUGGGAAUCGUGUGGGCGAGAUAUUCGAAAGCUCGGCCCCGGAUCAGUGGAAUUACGUCCCAAGCGCGAGUAAUCCCGCUGACGAUGCCAGCCGUGGUUUGGAUCCUUCCGAAUUCACCAUCGACCACCGUUGGUUUUCUGGACCACCCUUUCUUCGAGGUCUCGAAGAGUGGCCUAAACUUCAACCAUUACCAGUAAUAGAUGAAAGGGAUCCGGAAAUCAGGGAAACAACUUGGGUCGGACUAGUACACCGAGAAAUCGACGAAAUUGACCUCCUUAUCCAACGAAAGUCAAGACCACAAAUCAUUAUCAAUACCGUCGCCUAUCUCUUCCGUUUCAUCCGGAACGUCCGUCAAAGGAAUCGUGAUAAGCGAGCGACAAGUGGGCUUUCAGCCGAUGAAUUGCAAAUCGGAAAAUCCUUUAUCCUCCGUCGUAUGCAAUCAAACGUGUACCACCAGGAGGUGAGCGAUUUACGGGCCGACCGCCAAAUUGACAAGAACUCCAAAUUAAUCAAAUUGGCUCCAUAUCUUGACCAUCGAGGUUAUAUGUGCGUCGGCGGACGAAUCGGAAAAGCACCACUUCCAAUCGACACUCGCCACCCGAUCAUUCUCCCCCGCUCUGAGCGAAUGACGGAACUUAUCUUCUUCACGUUACAUCGCAAUCGUGGUCAUCUCUCGGCUAGCGAACUUCAUCACGAAGCACGUUUGCAGUACUGGAUUCCGAAGGGGCGAAUCACAGCUCUAAGAGUUCACCAUUUAUGUUAUCCCUGCAAAAAAUUAAGUGCAAAGGGAACAACACCAAUCAUGGCUGCUCUCCCCGCCUCUCGUUUAAAGGUUGGGUAUCCCCCGUUCACACACACCGGAGUGGAUUACUUCGGUCCCAUCCAGGUGAAUAUCUUCCGGCGUACAAUUAAACGCUGGGGUUGCUUAUUUACAUGCUUAACAUCACGCUGUGUGCACCUCGACAUGGCUUACUCGUUGGAUACUAGUUCCUUCAUCUCUGCGCUCGAUCGCUUCCAAAAUCGUCGUGGAGUUCCUGCGUCCUAUCAUAGUGACAACGGGACCAACUUUGUCGGAGCAGAGAGGGAGUUAGCCGCAUGUCUAGAAAACCUCAAUCAACACGCCAUCCUACGUCAUCUGGGCCGUCAACCAUCGAAAUGGGUGUUCAAUCCACCAGCCGCACCACACUUUGGAGGUAGUUGGGAAAGAAUGGUUCGAGCAGCAAAGAUUGCAUUUCGAUCCGUCUUGGGAAACCAACGCCUCACAGACGAAAUCCUGUUGACUGCCCUUACACUAAUAGAGAACAUCCUUAACAGCCGCAAGCUUACUCCGGUAAGUGAAGACCCGAAUGAUCCGGAAUGCUUGACCCCAAAUCAUUUACUUCUUGGCCGUGCUACUCCUAAUCUUCCACCUGACGUCUUUACCGAAGAUGAUUUAUCCGCCAAGGAGAGGUGGCGAAUUGCGCAAGCAGUUAUAGAACAAUUCUGGCGACGCUGGAUGAAGGAGAUAUUACCAAGUCUCACCGAACGUGAAAAUGGCAUCAAGAGCGUCCCAACCUCGAGGUGGGAGAUAUCGUCGUCAUCAUUGACCCAGCAACCCCCCGUGGAAUUUGGCCUACUGGAAGGAUUAUUCAAACGUUUCCUGGAGACGAUGGAGUCGUUCGUUCCGCGACCAUCCAGACAAAGGGAACCGAACGUCACCGACCGGCUCACGUACUGUUUCUUCUAG
Daphnia magna is the source of this 2181-nucleotide messenger RNA. RefSeq lists its product as uncharacterized. The transcript has a single exon. NCBI's taxonomy places the organism in Eukaryota, Metazoa, Arthropoda, Branchiopoda, Diplostraca, Daphniidae. Gene Ontology annotation, biological process: DNA integration. The record is from RefSeq and is a predicted model, not a curated record. The coding region runs from base 1 to 2181 and encodes 726 amino acids. Gene Ontology annotation, molecular function: nucleic acid binding.